Messenger RNA from Spodoptera littoralis (African cotton leafworm), 1264 nucleotides. NCBI's taxonomy places the organism in Eukaryota, Metazoa, Arthropoda, Insecta, Lepidoptera, Noctuidae. The record is from the annotation of a GenBank genome assembly.
GGCAGGGCUCCAUGCUACGAUGCUGGACGACUUGGUGCCCACGCUAGCGACCAACAAGACUACGGUUCCAGGCCACGACCACACCUUCUACGUCACUUUCUUCGAUGAACAUAACAACAAAUAUAUCAACCAAAGCCAAAAUGGCACUGAGGCCUACCAGUCGUUCAUCCUGCCAUGGUGGCGCCAAGUGCUAUGGACGGUGCUGUUCGCCGGCAUGGUCGUGGUGGCCACCGUGGGGAACCUCGUCGUCAUCUGGAUAGUACUCGCCAACAAACGGAUGAGAAGCGUCACCAAUUACUUUUUAGUGAACCUGUCGGUAGCAGACGCUAUGGUAUCAACCUUAAACGUGACCUUCAAUUUCACAUAUAUGCUGAACUCUGAUUGGCCGUUUGGACACUUCUAUUGCAAGUUCUGCCAGUUCAUCGCUGUGCUCAGCAUAUCGGCGUCAGUGUUCACGUUACUGGCUAUCAGUAUGGACAGAUACGUGGCCAUCAUGAGUCCCCUUCAACCGAGACUUGGCAAGCGAGCAACUUUAGGCAUCACAGCCGCUAUCUGGGUGUGGAGCUCAAUCCUCAGCGCCCCUAACCUGAUCUACUUCACCACAGAAAUGGACUACCUACCUGACGGAUCAAUAAGGCGGGUGUGUUUCUCUGAAUGGCCCGACGGUAUGACUACGCAGUCUCAGCUCGAAUACUGGUACAACGUGGCGUUCAUGGUGCUCACGUACUUCUUACCCAUCAUGUCGAUGACGUACACUUACUCCAGGGUGGGCAUCGAGCUAUGGGGCUCCCAGUCCAUCGGGGAAUGCACACAAAGACAACUGGAUAACGUCAAAAGUAAACGGAGGGUUGUGAAAAUGAUGAUCGUAGUCGUGGUGAUAUUCGCCGUCUGCUGGCUGCCGUUCCACGUCUACUUUCUGGUGACGUCAUACUACCCAGACGUGGUCAACUAUCCUCACAUCCAAGAAAUAUACCUGGGCAUCUACUGGCUCGCCAUGAGUAACUCCAUGUACAAUCCCAUCAUUUACUGCUGGAUGAACUCCAAGUUUAGAAGAGGAUUCAAGCAAUUCUUCUGGUGUUGCGGCGCAUUUGGUGGAGUCGGGUUGGACAGGCGCAGGGGAUUCGGGACAGAGCGGCUCGACAGAUCGGUGCGAUCCUUAUCUCCUAGCAGGAAGAAUGGUACCAGCACUAUCCGAAUUUCGAUGCAUAGCACUUACAACCAGACGCUGGUGAGCACAGCCUGACAGCGGCGCGGCGCGGGCGGC